Molecule: messenger RNA, 753 nt
Organism: Vigna angularis (adzuki bean)
Lineage: Eukaryota; Viridiplantae; Streptophyta; Magnoliopsida; Fabales; Fabaceae
Exons: 1
Coding region: 1-753 (250 amino acids)
Source: RefSeq, a predicted model, not a curated record
AUGGCCGGAAUGAUUCACAGUAACCUAUCGGUAUUUGUCGAAAAGGGCUACGAUGAUUGGUGCGUGAAAAUGGAAGCGAUUCUUGGGUUCCAAGAAGUGGAUGAAAUUGUCAAAAAAGGUUUCAAAGAACCACCGAAGGGUGAUUCGGAAGAGGUGAAGAAACUAUACAAAGAAAAUAAGAGGCUGGACUGCAAAGCACGGAUGUUGCUGCAACAGUGUGUAUCUGAGGCAAUUUUCCAGAAAAUAUCGAAGGCCGACACGACAAAGGAAGUGUGGGAUAUACUGCAAGAGGACUACGGAAACUCUGUAAAGGUCAAGAAGAUCAGGUUGCAAUCUCUACAGCGACAGUACGAGCUCCUCUACAUGGGUGAGCAAGAGACGGUGAUGGAGUAUAUUGGGAGAAUUCAAGUUGUAGUCAAUGCCAUGAGAGCAUGCCAAAAAAUCGUGAAGGAUAAAAAGAUUGUCGAGAAGAUACUUCGAACCUUAACACCAGAGUACGAUCACAUCGUGGUUGCCAUAGAGGAAAGUAAGGAUCUUGAAGAAAUGAAAGUGGAAGAACUGCAGAAUUCUAUGGAGGCGCAUGAGCAGCGCUUAACUGAAAGAAAGAAUGCAGAAAAGGAUGUGGUGCAAAGCAUGAAUCAAGCGCUGCAGGUCAGAAACAAUCGGAGCUUCAAAGGUCGUGGACCUGGAAGAGGCAGAAGACGGACACGCGGUGGCCGAACGGGUGGUAGAGAUAUGAAACCCUCUGAAUAA